Leptopilina heterotoma is the source of this 941-nucleotide messenger RNA. RefSeq names its product HIG1 domain family member 1A, mitochondrial-like. NCBI's taxonomy places the organism in Eukaryota, Metazoa, Arthropoda, Insecta, Hymenoptera, Figitidae. Gene Ontology annotation, cellular component: mitochondrion. The record is from RefSeq and is a predicted model, not a curated record. The transcript has 3 exons. Gene Ontology annotation, biological process: mitochondrial respirasome assembly. Bases 316 to 618 code for a protein of 100 amino acids.
UAUUAUACCCUUAUUUUAUUGCUCGUCACAUGAGUCUACGUCCCAAGGUUAUCCAACCUUACCCGUAGGUCGUAAGAAAGGAAAUUACCUUGCUCAAAUCAUAUAAUUAUUUAGUGAUUAUUUAGUAUAUGUUAUUAGGUUAAUGUUAACAUUUUAUGAUCCUUCCUAUUUUUAAAAUGACGCUCUUGGCUGAAAAUAUUUUUUUGAAUUAUUUUUAACUUCCACCUUCAGUGAUAGUUCGAACCGAACAAAAAAUUGUACAUACUAUAAUAUCAUUCCAGAAUUUUAAACAUUUUGGCAAAAUUUUAAGUGAAAAUGGAAAAGGAUCCGUAUGAUUUUUUGGUUGAGGAGCCAGAGAAGCCGUUUUAUACGCGAAUGUUCGAGGGAUUUAAGAAUAAACCGUUUCUGUUUAUUGGAUGUUUGGGAACAUUGGGUGCGGUUGGUUAUGGAAUUCAAAGAUACAGAACUCGUGGUCCUGCAGUAAAUACCAGCGUCUAUGCAGUUCAAAUGCGUGUCUUGGCACAAGGAGUGGUUGUAACGAGUCUUUUCCUGGGUAUGCUUCAUCACUUGUACCUGGAACAUACCGAGAAAAAAGAAAAGGAAUUGAAAAAAGAUUGACUUUAAUAACAAGAUUAUUAUUGAAAAAUGUAGUAAAUUAAUUUUUUUAUGUAUAAAUAAUAUUUAUUUUUUUUUGUCGCUCAAGUACUAGACUUGUGUAUAGUUAAAAUAAAUAUUUUUGAUAUUAUUAUUUUUUUAAUUCACAACAAAAAUAGCUAAUUAUUUAAGAGAUGUUAAUUUUAUUCUAAUUAUAUCUACUCUGUGAAAGUGAUUAUGAAAAUGUACCUCUAGCCCAUUUACUUACACUCUAUGACUAAUGUUCAAUGAAAAAUUAUAUUUAUUUACUGUGAACUGUUGAAGAAUAAAUAAAUUUUAAAUAUAAA